Messenger RNA from Orbicella faveolata, 3627 nucleotides. RefSeq names its product MAM and LDL-receptor class A domain-containing protein 1-like. Gene Ontology annotation, cellular component: membrane. Gene Ontology annotation, molecular function: protein binding; serine-type endopeptidase activity. NCBI's taxonomy places the organism in Eukaryota, Metazoa, Cnidaria, Anthozoa, Scleractinia, Merulinidae. The record is from RefSeq and is a predicted model, not a curated record. Gene Ontology annotation, biological process: proteolysis.
UUUAUAGUUAAAUGGUGCACUGUGCAUAAGAUGUUUAUUUGUUUUUGUAGUGUCAUAUUUGCAUCAGGCUUGUGAGCCUAAUUGCACAACCGAACUCUCCAAAAUUAUCGCCGUCGACCUUCAUUGAUUCCUUUGUAUAUUUCUAUUGUCUUGUACGUGCUGCGAUUCCAAUGACGUUCCUUCGAGGUUUUCCAUUGCUUCAAGACCUUUGACGCAGCAGUACAUCUAAAUGUUUUCCGUUAUGACAUUGGAGAAACAGCUUUGCCUUUUCACUGUAUGGCUUUUUACAACAGUUUUACUCACCUGUGUCCAGUUGACCAAAGCAGAGCAUUGCUGCACCUUUGACGAUGGAUUGUGCACUGGCUGGUCACAAAAUUAUUACCACGAUGACUUUAACUGGACUAAUAAUUUCGGACCGACACUCUCAAUCGAUACGGGGCCAUCUUUUGAUCAUGGCAUACACGGAAGCUACAUGUAUAUCGAAACGUCAGCACCUCGACAAUAUGGGGAAAAUGCCAAACUGGAAUUUUCAGUGUCCAGCUCUGACAUUGGGAAGUUGUCCUGCCUGAAGUUUUAUUAUCACAUGUAUGGGGAAACAAUAAACACAAUCAAUGUCUACAACGGAAAUAACAAAACGUUCAAUCAAUCAGGAAAUCAGGGCGAUGUAUGGGUGAAAGCGAACAUCACAAUGAUUUUGGAAAACAAAGUUACGUUCGAAGGGAUUACGGGAAAUUCCUUCACAGGCGACAUUGCAAUUGACGACGUGUCCAUUGUCGAUGGUAUCUGUCAAGAGUGUACAGAAAAAGUGAACCAAUCAUUUGGGAGAUUGGAUAUCAGCUACACAAGUAAAUUUGACCCAUACUGUAAUUGGAUACUAGAGGAUGCUGGGAUAUUGCAGGCAGUUGCCAUAGUUUCGAUCCACCAAAUGAACUUACGUGAGAACAGCAGUGAAUACGUAAAAAUGUUUGACGGAAAUGGGACCGAGAUAUUUGCUCUAUAUGGAGGGAGUUUCAUGUCCAAGAAUUUCCAGCAUGUCUCGUUUGGAGAAUCCAAAAAUAUCACCAUACAAGUCUCUAUUAUCGACAGCUGGAGCUCUGUCAAGAUUGAUUACGGCACAAUGAAGCAACCUCUCGAUUCAGCUUCCAUUCUGGCUGACUGGAAUGUAACUGUCGUAAACAAAACAGCAAGCAGUAUCGCAGUAAGUUGGAGCAGCCCAGCCAGUCUUCUCAAUGGUGGAAUUCGAUUUUAUUUUGCCCUUGCCAGAAAGAUUAACAGCAGUAGCGAGUCAAUUAGCGAAAUGGCGGCUGGAAAUGUGACGGCAUUGGAGAUCAGGGACCUUGAAGGGUCCAGAGAGUAUGAAGUUGCUGUUGUAGCCGUGAAUGUCGAUGGGACACCGUUUGAAAGUGCAGAGGUCGUGGCUAAUACCGACGAAGGAGUUCCUGGUAGAGCGCCAAGUGAUGUUAGAGUGACAAGCCUUGAGUUUACAUCCGACCUUCUGGUGGAGUGGAACCCUCUACCCCCGCAAUACGCCAAUGGUAUCCUCCUAGGGUACAUAAUCUACUUUAGAGAAAACCAAGAUGAUUCUUCAUUUAAAAGCGCCUAUGCUCUUGGUCUUUCCGCUACAAAUUUUACUUUAAAGGGACUGAAACCAGCUCACCAAUACCAAGUUGCAGUGACCGCUUUUACUUUCAAAGGAGAAGGACCUUGGUCAGAUUUCAGUUACGUUACCACAGGCUGCUUCGUCUCUUUCAAUGCGACCUUUGGCCAAAUAGCGUUAAAAUCUACGAGUAACGAUCUUAUCCGAUGUAACUGGACAAUACACAGUGCUGGUAUCCCUGCAGCCGUCGCUUUCAUCGCCGUUCAAGAAAUAAAUCUUGACGAUUGCAGUGAAUUUGUCAAGAUUAUUGAUGGAAAUGGCACUGGACUUCUCUAUCACCCUGGGUGUGUGCCAUUUUCUCGAGAGGUUCUAGCACAUGUCUCUUUUGGUCUUUCAAAUAUCAUCUCCAUCCAAGCAUAUACAGAAACACCAGGCAACACAAUCAUGAUGAAGUUCGCUAUUUUAAAAAGGGGUCGAGAGUCAGCCAUACCGGUUUCGGGAUGGAAUGUUUCAAUCUUCCACCACAGUCCCACCAGACUUACCCUUCAAUGGAUGAGCCUCGAUACAGUCGUUAAUCAUCACGCAAAGUUUUACGUAGUUGAAGUAAAGAGUAUGCAGGGCACCAUAUUGACCGCAGAAACUGUUUCCGAAAACGCUACAAGUGCAGUUAUUAAAGGACUGUGGCCCUCUACAAUGUACGUUGUGAGUGUAUUUGGCGUUGACAGCACUGGACAACCAUACAAGAGUUUAGAAAGCGUUACUACUACUAAGGAAGUUUCUUGCGGCUUCCGACCAAGCGCGACUCGAAUUGUGGGUGGUACAGUUGCACCUGUCAACAGCUGGCCAUGGCAGGUGAUGUUGACAGACGAGUUUGGACGUCAGUUUUGUGGUGGUUCAAUAGUGGAUCGUUAUUGGGUGGUGACAGCAUCUCAUUGUUUGGUUGGACUAACGCCGUCUGGUGUUAAGAUAAGACUAGGGGCCCACUACAGAACAAAUGGUAGUGUUGGAACAGAGCAAGACAUCGAUGUUGCAGAAAUCAAAAUGCAUGAGAAUUACUACACUCCUCUUCGAGAAAGCAAUGACAUUGCGCUGCUUAAACUCGUUAGUCCUGCUGAACUUGAUGAAGGAGUUGGUCUAGUUUGUUUGCCAGAUACCGACCAUGACCUUCCUUUUGACAACCUUGACAAAAAAUGCUGGACAACUGGUUGGGGAGCUUUAUAUUCUGGAGGCCCCUCACCAAAUACACUGAUGCAAGCAUCUGUGCCACUGGUGUCAAAAGAACGUUGCGAUAGUGCCUAUCCUGAUGCAAUCGACGAUUCCAUGCUCUGUGCUGGUCUAGAUGAAGGAACUAUUGAUGCCUGCCAAGGUGAUAGUGGUGGGCCCCUGGUGUGCGAGUUUGAUGGUACGUGGUAUCUCGAGGGAGUCACCAGCUGGGGUGAAGGAUGUGCCCUUCCGAAUAAGUAUGGGGUAUACGCCAAAGUGCGAAACUUUAUAUCGUGGUUAUCAACAAACAUGAACGCUCCUCCCACUGAAUCAGCACAGAACCAUUCAUCUUCUGCAUUAGGUACGAAUAUUUAUUUUCUAAUAAUUAUAAUCAUCCAAGUGUUUAUAUAAAAUGUAAUAAGGCAAACAAAAACCAAAAUACUACCCGGCUUCUUCAUUUGAAUGAUUUAUUUGUCUUACUACGCCGGUAAGAGAAUUUUGACUGCUUGAAAUAUAAAGAAAGGGAGAUCGACAAAAGCGUAAUUGAAGGGCAUCUCUUUCAAGGUAAAAAUCAAAUAUACCACACAACGGCCUUGGAAUGGUUGUUUCUGGAUCACUCCCAUGUCAGAUAUUAUUUUAUAAAAUAGAGAGGUUAAGCAUGACGAUAACAGCAGACGGCAAACGGCAAAGAUAACUUCUGAUUUUGAGUUAUUUUCUUCUAAUCCAUAAACAAAGCACACAAAAGUGGAAUAACGUCUCCUACUAUUCAUUGCAAAUACAAAUAAUUUCACUCUACUGUACAAACAGCUGAAGAGAGACGGCAAAAG